AUGCACUGGUACACACAAACAACAACACUUCAAAAUAAACUAUCGACGCGACAGCUCCCAACCCCAAUGCCGAUGGCCACGAGCGGAUGCGCCGAAUCGAGAGAGAGGAUCUACGCAUGGCUCGAUCUCGUCCGAAACGAAAGCUCCGAUUUCCAUGCCGUCUCCCCUCCGCAGGCUACUACCAGACCCGAUCCUAAAUCCUCCGAAUCUGUCUUCAGUCCCAUCCUCUGCAACGGCAAAGAGCUGCAGAGCCGCAAACGCCGUCUGCCUCUGACCCCAGAGUCUUCUGAGAAGAUGGGAUCGCCUACUAAGAGACCCCGGGAUGACUUUUCCCACUCCGCCUCAUCGGAUAGCAUCACGCAUGAUUACGACGAGACCCCGCGUCCUGUGAAAUCCCACCGUCCCAGCCUCUCCGGCCGAACCCCGUCUCAGCGAAGCGCUGCCAGCUCAUCCCGCAUCUCCCCCAAGAAGCAACUGUCUGAAAGACAGAACAAGCCUGCCCCCAUUACCGUCCUUCAAUACGCCCCGGAUGAAGCCCGAGUUCCCGCCUCCCUGCGAGAGAUUUGGAGAGAGAUGGCAAGGUUCAGCAAGGGCACCAAGGUCAUCGCUAAGCGUCUGGAGGCCGAUAUAAACACCCAACGAGCGACUUACCCGCAACUCGACACCAUUGAAUCGUGGUACUACGAUGAUGACGCGAAGCGAGACGAACUAGGUCCCUCACCAUCGGUCGCUCAGGUUCUUUCCGUUCUGGAUGCUGCCAAAGUGUGCUCAAACGAGGGCUACUGCGAGGCUUCCUGGAACAUGGUCGUACACCUCCGCGUCAUGCAACUUGCUGUGCCGUUAUACGCUGCAGGGUCUGAGGGGAAGGUGUCUUUUAUGCCAUGUCCGACAGCUAAGAUCAUCGACAAGUAUACAGACACCCGCGGUCCCUCCCGCAGGGUAGACUUCUGCAUGCUCCUCGAACCCGAGGCCCAUGCUGCUGAGGCCAUCCGAGCGAUCCAGUACCAAGACGAUCUGCUUAGCAUGUCAAUAAACCACACCAACUACGCACCCCUGCGCCGGCGGCCGAUCGGGCUAAGCAUUGAGACCAAAGGCCACGACGAGGGGCUUGGUGACGCCAAAACUCAGCUUCUGAUCUGGUUCGCAGCCCAGUGGCAAUCGCUCGAGCGGCUUGCCCAUCGUCUGGAGCCCUUGCAACCUCUCCCGGAUUUCCUGCCAGGCGUGAUCAUCGAAGGGCACCAGUGGUACUUUGUGGCGAGCACCAAAGAUAAAUCCGAAACGAUUCUUUGGAUGAAACAGCUCAUCGGCUCGACUGAAGAGGCCAUCGGCGUUUACUCAAUCGUCUGCGCCCUGCAGUACUUGUCUCGAUGGAUCCGUACAGUAUACUGGCCCGUCUUCCAGCGAUACCUUCUUCCUCCACAACCUGCAUGA
Messenger RNA from Colletotrichum truncatum, 1431 nucleotides. RefSeq lists its product as uncharacterized. Lineage: Eukaryota; Fungi; Ascomycota; Sordariomycetes; Glomerellales; Glomerellaceae. The record is from RefSeq and is a predicted model, not a curated record.